GCCUUGGACAUCCCGUGGUGCCACUUCAAGUCUCCCCAUCACUCAUUCAGUUCCCUUUUAUAUCUAACUAUUGCCUGCCCGGUAACACCCUCUGCCUCUUCCGGUUCUCUUCAGACACACUCUCUCGUACUUCUCCAAUCGUGCACUGUGCAUUUGCUCUAUUAAAUUAAUUCUUCAUCUAAUUCUCGGAGCUCCAGCCAUCCGGAUUUAUUGCCGGUCCGUCGGUUCGUGCUUCCUCCGUUCGCCUCCCCUAAUUGUGGAUCGUGAAAGAUCCGAUCCAGGAACCGCAACCAUCUCCAUUGUAUACUAUUUUUUUUUUCCCUUUUCUCUUCCUUCUCUGUCUUAUUGACGUUCCUUUCGGUGCCGUCUCUUUUCAUAUCGCGCAACCCCCCCCCUCGGUUUCCGUUAGUUGCCGCUGAAACCGACAGAUGUGUUGAUCGUUUUACACGUCCUGCGCACAUCUUUCAACACAUCUAGACAUAGAGUGACUCCAUAAUGGCAGUCAAUGCUUCGAUGGUCUAUGACCUCCCGCCACUUCCGGCUUAUACGUUAACACCUCGCCCGCCCCUAUUAUCCCCAAUUCCCGACAAUAUUUUGGCUCUGAUGCUGCCCAUCAUCGCUUAUUGGGCGCUGUCUAUGGUCUAUCAUUACAUUGAUGUCUACGACUUGUUCCCCCAGUACCGUCUACAUACUCCGGCCGAAGUCCUAAAACGAAACCAUGUAUCGCGUUGGGAAGUUGUGAGGGAUGUCAUCCUACAGCAAGUAAUUCAAACUAUAGCGGGCCUCGCGAUGUCCUACUUGGAUCCCCAAGAAUGCUUGGGUAAAGAGGAAUAUGAUGUGGCUGUUUGGGCUCAGCGGAUCCGUCUCUUGCAGAGGGUCCUUCCGCGUAUGCUGGCGCUGGUUGGUAUUGAUGCCAUGGGUUUGGCAAAGACCCUGUCGAUAAAUGGCCAUACAAUCUUGGGAGGAGUUCUCGCGGGCGGACGCUAUCCUGGACUCACCCAAACCACGAUCUUGGAAAAUGGCGUAGAGGCCAUCGUUCCUGCAUUUGCCGGAUGGGAAUUAACAACGGCCAGCUUCGUCUAUUGGUACUUCAUUCCAGCCGUGCAGUUUAUCUGGGGUGUAUGCGUCGUCGACACCUGGCAGUAUUUCCUCCACCGGGCAAUGCACAUGAACCGUUGGCUUUAUGUUACUUUCCACUCCCGUCACCACCGCUUAUACGUCCCGUAUGCGUUUGGUGCUCUGUACAAUCACCCCGUGGAGGGGUUUCUCCUCGACACAGCCGGUACAGGGGUUGCGUUCUUGACGGCUAGAAUGACCAUUCGCCAGAGUAUGUGGUUUUUUACCUGCUCGACUAUUAAAACCGUUGACGAUCACUGUGGCUAUGCUUUCCCGUGGGACCCCUUGCAGCACUUUACUUCCAAUAAUGCUGCCUAUCAUGACAUUCACCACCAGAGCUGGGGGAUAAAAACCAACUUUUCUCAACCAUUUUUCACCUUCUGGGAUCAUCUUCUCGAGACGCAAUGGAGGGGCGAUGUGAGACUUCGUUACGAGCGGGGCCGGGAAGCUGCCCAGAGAAAGUUGGACGGCACCGCCGUCCAAGAGCAUGGAGUCAAGGGAGAAACCGUCACAUCUCCCGCCAGAGUUUCCUCGGAUGAGCCGGCCGAUACCAAUGCACGGUCCCGAUUGCGCCGAAAGACCGCCACCUUUGACGGUCUGAAGGGCGCAAAGCAUGGAGUGACCAGUAGCGUCCUUUAAUCUCCAUCCUUCUACUGUUGUGCCUCUUUCUUUUUUUACCCCAUCUUCUUCCCUCUCAGAAUUUUCUCUUCUCGGUGAAUAUUUUUUUAAUCAUAAUAAUUUCUCGACUCUUGAUUCUCGCAUAUUAAGGGGCUCGGAGGGGCAGGACGUCUCCGGUCUGCUUUGGAAGCAUUGCUAGUAUUAAUAUCGGGGAUUACGAUUAUAUGUUGGCUUGUACAAUGACUUCUCUUUGGUGGUAAUUCUUUAUAAUCAGGAUGGUUCACACGGCAAUGUGCCUGGACAAUGCUGCCCAUUGCUACUUGUCUUCUUCUUUACUUUCUCAUGUGCCCAUCGCUUUUUCUUUUCCCUUUUCCCUUUGGCUUUUUUUUUUUU
Aspergillus alliaceus is the source of this 2127-nucleotide messenger RNA. It is a transcript of the gene sur2, whose product is annotated as sphingosine hydroxylase. NCBI's taxonomy places the organism in Eukaryota, Fungi, Ascomycota, Eurotiomycetes, Eurotiales, Aspergillaceae. Gene Ontology annotation, biological process: lipid biosynthetic process. Gene Ontology annotation, molecular function: oxidoreductase activity; iron ion binding. The coding region runs from base 496 to 1755 and encodes 419 amino acids. The transcript is spliced from 2 exons. The record is from RefSeq and is a predicted model, not a curated record.